AUGAAUGAUGCGACGACUUCCCUGCUCACAGAGCACUUCAGCUAUACCCCCUUGUCGCUUAUCGAUGACAUUAUCAAUUCGAUCAACAAUCUGAUUUACCAGGCGAUUUCAAGUCUGGAGUCGGGGUUGCUUGCGACACCGCCUGAGCGCUUGGGAUUUGGACAUGCGAGUAACGGCUCCACGAUUCCGGAUACAGACGAGGAUGGCAAUGUUGUUUACCCAGAGGCAAAAUUGGAAAUCGAGAAUGGGCUGCAUCAGCUGGAGACCUUGCUCGAGGCCAAUGUCGAUAAGGCGUUCGACAAGUUUGAGAUCUACGUGUUGAGAAAUAUUCUCACCGUGCCGGAGGAUCUGCUGUUCUGGGUCCGGCUUAAACAUUAUGAGGGCCUCUCUUUUGAAAGCUUCCCGGACACCCCCACGCCUGAGACCAUCCACGCGCAGCGCAAGCAGCUCCUCGAGACUCGAAAGCUCAACCGCUCAUUGAAAGACGAAUGCGCUCGGAACGAAGCCGUCAUCUUUCAGCUGAAAUCUAUUCUAUCUACAGUGGAAACUGCCAAGUCAGACGGCCCUGCUGACAAAUCCAAGACCACUCCAAAGAAGCCUCUGGACCUGUCUUUCUUGACAUCCAGCCCAGCUGCACGCCAGCUCCGCGUCGGUGUGGAUGCCGGCACCAAUUCCAAACACGCCCCGCUGACGACAAAUACAACCUUCAUCCUCUCGCAGCUCCCGGCCUUACAAGCGACACUUGAGCAGCUGCGGCCAAAGUUGGCCAGCUUGUCGGCUGCCACUAAGGAGAUGGAGACCAAAUCUAAGCGGGACGAACGGAAGGAAUACAUUGAGAGCCGGAUCAGACUACACCUCGAACGAGCUGGGCAGCUGGCGAUGGGAGAUGAUGGCAAUCCGGUCGUUGCUGGACGCCGAAUCGAUAUCUCCGAGGCUCAUGCUUUGGAGAACGUGGCCAACAUGCUUACACAGGAACACAAGUCGACCUAA
Messenger RNA from Penicillium subrubescens, 990 nucleotides. Its product is annotated as MIND complex subunit MTW1. Lineage: Eukaryota; Fungi; Ascomycota; Eurotiomycetes; Eurotiales; Aspergillaceae. The transcript is spliced from 3 exons. The record is from RefSeq and is a predicted model, not a curated record. Gene Ontology annotation, biological process: mitotic sister chromatid segregation; kinetochore assembly; protein localization to kinetochore. Gene Ontology annotation, cellular component: chromosome, centromeric region; nucleus. Bases 1 to 990 code for a protein of 329 amino acids.